Messenger RNA from Punctularia strigosozonata HHB-11173 SS5, 867 nucleotides. RefSeq names its product kinase-like protein. NCBI's taxonomy places the organism in Eukaryota, Fungi, Basidiomycota, Agaricomycetes, Corticiales, Punctulariaceae. Bases 1 to 867 code for a protein of 288 amino acids. Gene Ontology annotation, biological process: protein phosphorylation. Gene Ontology annotation, molecular function: ATP binding; protein kinase activity. The record is from RefSeq and is a predicted model, not a curated record. The transcript is spliced from 4 exons.
AUGAGAGUGCGGACAACGCAUUGCUCCGAGUUCGUGGAACACGUUACUCACUCAGAGCCGAUUCAGGUUUUCUGCCAGGAGGCAGUUUACUGGAAGCGACUCGUGCACCCACAUAUUGUACCCUUUCUUGGUGUAGAUCCGCAACGUCCAGCGUGUAUAGUCUCGGCAUGGAUGGAUCACGGCGACGUUAUGACUUAUAUUAGCCGAUAUCCCUCUGCCGAUCGCAGGCAGCUCGUCCUGGACAUGGCGCAUGGAUUAGAGUACAUGCACAAAGGCAACCUCAUUCAUGGGGACAUCAAAAGCGGCAACCUCCUGGUUGAUGGAUCCGGCCGCGCGCGCCUGAGCGAUUUUGGCCUUGCUACGACGGCCCUUAGUACCACCUCUAUCGCACUAACCGCCGGAUCAUCUGCAAACUGGGGUACAGUGCUGUAUAUGGCUCCCGAGCUUCUCGAUUUGAGCGUCAAGUCCAAGACCCUCACGAAGGAAUCCGACGUGUACGCCUUUGGAAUGACCGCAUGGGAGAUAUUUGAGGGAACACAACCAUUCCCUGAUAUUCAGAACAUAUAUGAGGUGCUUCACAACGUCGUGCAGGGCAAACGACCGUCACGUCCUGUUCGUGCGGAGGAGUUGGGCUUGGAUAGUUUUAUUUGGGCGACCGCAAUAGAGUCCUGCUGGGAAACCGAACCAUCUCGGCGACCUCAGAUAUCGGAAGUGAUAGAGUGGCUGGUGUGCUAUAAAAUUGCGAGGGAGGUAGUGCCAAGAGUCCUAGAUGGAGGUCUUUCGGACGCAGAUCGUGAUAUGCUCAAUAAAUUGCAAGCAACAGGUGAGUCAAGGCAUUACGCUUAUUUGCUCUUAGCGAAAGACUAA